UACCGGAAGCAAGCACAGCUCAUAUGUUUCACAACCUGCACAAAUUCAGCCAGCCAUCUUUUGUGGAAAAAUCAUUUGUUUCGUGUCGUCAGGGUAAAUUUCAUAAUUGUAAUUAAUGUCAGAGCCACAGUCUUCGCUUUUAUUAAAAAAGCAACUAGCAGAACUGAACAAAAAUCCAGUAGAAGGUUUUUCUGCUGGGUUGAUAGAUGACAAUGACAUUUACAGAUGGGAGGUACUUAUUAUUGGCCCACCCGACACAUUAUAUGAAGGUGGAUUCUUUAAGGCACAUUUACAUUUUCCAAAAGAAUACCCUUUGAGACCACCGAGGAUGAAGUUUGUCACAGAAAUUUGGCAUCCAAAUAUUGAAAAGAAUGGUGAUGUAUGCAUAUCAAUACUACAUGAGCCAGGAGAUGACAAGUGGGGCUACGAAAAAGCCUCUGAGAGAUGGCUGCCCGUCCACACAGUGGAAACUAUUCUCAUUAGUGUUAUUUCUAUGUUGGCUGAUCCAAAUGAUGAGAGUCCUGCUAAUGUUGAUGCAGCUAAAGAAUGGAGAGAGAGGUAUUCGGAUUUCAAAAAGAAAGUUGCCAGAUGUGUUAGGAAAAGUCAAGAAGAUUGUUUUUAGGAUGGAGAGAAAUUUUUACAACAGAGUCAUGUUGAAAAAGGGCCAUGAGACACCAUUAAGACACAUAUUAUGUAUUUAACAUUAGGUUGCACACUAGCUGGCGUUAAACCAAACUGAUAGUAGUAGCUGUGUGCUCAUAUACAUUCUUUUUACAGAAGGAAUGGAGAGAAUCAUAUUCGGAGUUUAAAAGAAAAGUAGCGCAGUGUGUGAGAAAGAGCCAGGAGGAUUGUUCUUAAAUAACAGUGCCCUUUUUCAUUUAUUUAUUUGGAUAGUGAGUGUUGGGUGAAACAGUUUGGGCAUCUUUGCAAUUGCAGAGACUCGCCAUGAUAUAGUGCAAGCCCCACCAUCUGGGCCAGAGACAAUAUUGAAAUUGAUUUAAAAUAAAUAAUUAUUGUAAUUAAAUGGUAUCGCUGCCGUAUUUUAUAAAUAAUAAAUUAAAGGUAGAACUUGAGGUCUUUUUCAUCUUUUUUAAGACAUGUUAGCUAGCUAUUGUUAUAAUUGAAUGGUGUAUGAUAUUUUUUUUUCUACAGAAAACGAAUCUGCAUUAAAGAUUACUCUGUCGAUCUCUUUAUAGUAAACCAAAUUUUAACAGUAAUAUUAAUUAUUUCUCUUAGUAAAAAUGUUUUUGUAAACAUGACUGUCAGUCACAUCAAACAACAAAAAAUUGUAAAAAUGUUUUUGUAAAUUUUUAAGUUACCAUAGUUUAUGUAAUGUUUCAUUUCAAGAUCAGUUUCUGGAAUAUAUUUUGUGUUGCUAGUAGUGAAAUGAAAACCAAUUAUAUCAAUGAAUAAAUGCAAAUUUUGUAAAAUUAUCUUUUUAUAAAAGUAUACCUUGCCCAUACUCUGCACUUAAGCAUAUGCAGCACAGAUAAGAUAUGUUAUGAUGUUAUAAUAAUAUAUAAGCUAUUUUAUAUAUUUGAAAUAUUAAACUUAUUUUUGCAGCAUAAUCAUUGCUUCAAGUAUUUGAAUUGAUUUCAUAUUUAACAAUGUAAUGUUAUGGCAACAAUAAAUGGGUGAUUGAUAAAUAUGUGGCAUAAUAUGGUUAUUGUCACUAAUAAAAAUAUUCAUAAAAAUCCACAAUUUCACUUGCCUAACUGUUAUUUUAGUUUUAACUAUUGCCAUGGAAGUAGAUAAAAUAUUAUAUCUUCAAUAAUAUCAAUGGUUCCUUUAUAGAUUGGAAUUAUUAAUCAUAAAAUUAAAUGUAUUAAUCAACUGAAAAUAUUUAUAAUUAUGCCCUGAAAUAUUGAUUUGUGAAGUGUGUACAUUAUUUACUUGUAUGUAUAUUUUUACUAUAAAAUCAUAAUGCAGUGAAA
Nymphalis io (European peacock) is the source of this 1934-nucleotide messenger RNA. RefSeq names its product ubiquitin-conjugating enzyme E2 G1. Bases 116 to 622 code for a protein of 168 amino acids. Gene Ontology annotation, molecular function: ubiquitin conjugating enzyme activity. Gene Ontology annotation, biological process: proteasome-mediated ubiquitin-dependent protein catabolic process; protein polyubiquitination. NCBI's taxonomy places the organism in Eukaryota, Metazoa, Arthropoda, Insecta, Lepidoptera, Nymphalidae. The transcript is spliced from 5 exons. The record is from RefSeq and is a predicted model, not a curated record.